Phalaenopsis equestris is the source of this 1805-nucleotide messenger RNA. RefSeq names its product sugar transport protein 7. The record is from RefSeq and is a predicted model, not a curated record. The coding region runs from base 111 to 1625 and encodes 504 amino acids. Gene Ontology annotation, cellular component: membrane. The transcript is spliced from 4 exons. Gene Ontology annotation, molecular function: monosaccharide transmembrane transporter activity. Gene Ontology annotation, biological process: monosaccharide transmembrane transport. NCBI's taxonomy places the organism in Eukaryota, Viridiplantae, Streptophyta, Magnoliopsida, Asparagales, Orchidaceae.
ACCAAACUUCAGAGCAAGAAACACAGCAGCUCAUCUCCGGCGAUCCAUAGCCCGAUAACGAAAACGAAGACUGAAUCAGCACAAUCGCCGGCGAGCGGCGGCAAUCGGCGAUGGCCGGAGGAGGAAUUGCACCGGCGCCGGCCGGAGUUGCGACGGAGAGAGCGCAGCAGUAUAAGGGAAGGGUUACGCCCUAUGUGGUCAUGACAUGCAUCAUCGCCGCCGUUGGUGGAUCCAUCUUCGGCUACGAUAUCGGCAUCUCCGGAGGGGUGACAUCUAUGGAUCCAUUUCUAGAGAAAUUCUUCCCUGUGGUGUACAGGAAGAAGAACUACCAAUCUAAGAACAAUUACUGCAAGUAUGACAACCAGGGCCUCUCCGCCUUCACCUCCUCCCUCUACCUCGCCGGACUCAUCGCCUCCCUCCUCGCCUCCCCCGUCACUCGCCGCCGUGGCCGCCGGUGCAGCAUCCUCUGCGGCGGUCUCUUCUUCAUUGCCGGCGCCGCCCUCAAUGCCUCCGCUCAGAACCUGGCCAUGCUCCUCCUCGGCCGCAUCCUCCUUGGAUUCGGGAUCGGGUUCGGCAACCAAGCCGUCCCACUGUACCUAUCCGAAAUGGCCCCCGCCCAUCUCCGCGGAGCCCUAAACAUGCUCUUCCAACUCGCCACCACCUCCGGCAUCUUCUCCGCCAACAUGAUAAACUACGGCACCGGAAAGCUCCACCCAUGGGGGUGGCGCCUCUCCCUCGGCCUCGCCGCCUUCCCCGCCCUCCUCAUGACCGCCGCCGGUCUCCUCCUCCCCGAAACCCCCAAUUCCCUCAUCGAACGCGGCCAAACCGACCGCGGCCGCGCCGUCCUCCAACGCAUCCGCGGCACCCAAGGAGUCGACGCCGAGUUCCAGGACAUCGUCGAGGCCAGCGAGCUCGCUAACUCGAUCCGAAACCCCUUCAGGAACAUAAUGGAGAAGAAGAACAGGCCGCAGUUGGUAAUGGCGGUCGCAAUGCCGGCGUUUCAGAUACUCACGGGGAUUAAUUCGGUGCUGUUCUAUGCUCCGGUUUUGUUUCAGAGCAUGGGGUUUGGGGGUAACGCGUCCCUGUACUCGUCGGUGCUGACCGGAGCGGUGCUCAUGAUGUCGACGGUGGUUUCGAUACUCACGGUGGAUCGGUUGGGCCGCCGGCCGCUUCUCAUCGCCGGCGGGAUUCAGAUGAUUGUUUGUCAGAUAAUAGUGGCACUGAUCUUGGGCCUAAAAUUCGGCGACGACAAGCAGCUGUCAAAAUCCUUCUCCAUCACCGUCGUGGCGGUCAUCUGCCUCUUCGUGGCGGCCUUCGGUUGGUCAUGGGGGCCGCUGGGCUGGACGGUGCCCAGCGAGAUCUUCCCUCUCGAAACCAGAUCGGCCGGUCAGAGCAUCACCGUGGCCGUCAAUCUCUUCUUCACCUUCGCCAUCGCUCAAUCUUUCCUCACUCUCCUCUGCUCCUUCAAGUUCGGCAUCUUCCUCUUCUUCGCCGGAUGGAUCACCCUCAUGACCACCUUCGUCUUCUUCUUCCUCCCGGAGACGAAGGGGGUUCCGAUCGAGGAGAUGGUGCUCAUCUGGAGAAAGCACUGGUUCUGGCAGAAUUUACUCCCCCCGUCUGUUUGAUGAAAUGCCGAGCCAAAAGAGGGCGACAUUGGCUGGCCGGAGUAAUGGUAUUUUGCUUAUUAUAAAUGUAUUUAAAAAAAAAUUAUUUAGAUUAAGUUGUAAAAAUCGGCAUAUGUUCAUGUUACAUGUUUCCUUUUGUAUCUUGUCUGUAGGUGCGAGAGAAAUCUAUAUAUGGUUGUU